GCCUACUGUUCAGACAAACUCUUCCUCUACUUGAAUGUAUAUCCCACUGUGAAAGGGAAGGUUUCACUUGUGUCUGAAGAUAAAGCAGCCAUGUGGAUGUACGUAUUGGCUUUGGUGGUCCUGUACUAUGUGGUGCGCUGGUUUCGUGAGCUGGAGAGGGUUCAAGACAGAGGGAGUAAGUACGUGUACAUCACUGGCUGCGACUCCGGCUUCGGGAACCUUCUAGCGCGCCAUCUGGACAAGUGUGGAUUCUGUGUGGUGGCAGCAUGUUUUACAGAGAAGGGGGAAGAGGAGCUGAGAAAAUCCUGCUCAAGCAGAAUGUCUACAAUCCAUCUGGAUGUCAGAAAGCAGGAAAGCAUUGACAAGGCUACAGCCUUUAUCAAGGAGCUAGUGGGGCAGAAAGGUCUAUGGGCUGUGGUCAAUAACGCGGGGGUCUCCCUUCCCUCGGCUCCCUGUGACUGGUUGUCCCUGGAAGACUACAAGUCCAUGCUGACUGUCAACCUGGAUGGAGUCAUCGGUGUGACCCUGAGUGUCAUUCCUCUCAUUAAGAAAGCCAGGGGACGUGUGGUUAACGUCGCCAGUGUGUUUGGCAGGAUCAGUCCAGUUGGAGGACCCUAUUGUGUGUCCAAACAUGGUGUGGAAUCAUUUAAUGACAGCCUCAGGAUAUCUAUGCACCCAUUCGGAGUAAAAGUCCUGUGUAUUGAGCCAGGUUUCUUUAAGACCGGUGUGACGGACACCGAUUUGAUACUCCGAAAUAUUAAAAUGCUUUGGGAAAGAUUGCCGAAGGAGACAAAAGACGACUAUGGAGAUGAUUACUUAAGCAAAGUGGAAACAAUGUUGAAUAAGAAGUUGAGCAAGAUGUCCGACGGUGACUUGAUGAAGGUUGUGAGCUGUAUGGAGCAUGCCAUCUCAGCCGUGCACCCUCGCACCCGUUACUCCCCAGGCUGGGAUGCAAAAUUUUUCUGGCUGCCACUUUCUUAUGCCCCAACCUGUAUUUCUGACUACUUGCUACUUAAAGACAUCAUCAAACCUGCCAAAAUGGUGGAUUAGACAGAUGCAGUGAACUGUACAGUCUGAUGUUUGGAAAAAUCUAUAUUUCUUUAUCACUUAGUUUUGUUUUUUUUUAUUUAUUUUUUUUUUGUCAUUAUCUGGGGGGGCAAGUGUGUUUAACAACCAGAAUAAGAUAAAUAAACAUACUUCCUAGUGAAAACAA
Ictalurus punctatus (channel catfish) is the source of this 1213-nucleotide messenger RNA. Its product is annotated as retinol dehydrogenase 7. The record is from RefSeq and is a predicted model, not a curated record. Lineage: Eukaryota; Metazoa; Chordata; Actinopteri; Siluriformes; Ictaluridae. The coding region runs from base 91 to 1050 and encodes 319 amino acids. Gene Ontology annotation, molecular function: oxidoreductase activity. The transcript has 5 exons.